AUGCGCGGAUGUGGCAUAACGACAUUGCCCUGUCGCCAUUCCCUCAUAAAGGCUAGCGACUUUGUUGCUUACUGGUACUUUGGGACUUCCGUCAUCUUCCUGUCGAUGUUCGGCAGUCGUCGUCGUGACGCUGUGCCUCUAAAUUUGAAAAUUUGCUUCGACAGCCUGAGUCAGCUCUGCUACCGCAGCGGGCACGUGCAAGCUUGUGCAGGUACACCCAUAAGACAUGCGUCGAUUCGUCCAAAUCCGAGGGAAGAGCUUUCUCCAUAUCAAGUCGACCAGCUGCUGCGCAGAAAGGAGUUUUCGAAAACAAUUGGAGAGGGCAAUUCAGUACUUGGAUAUGAUACGAAUCAAGUAGCGGCUAACUCUCCAUGUGAGGAUCAUCACACUGAAGCUUGGUGCCCCCUGAUAAACACUAAUUUUUUUGGAGUGUUCGAUGGCCAUGGGGGAAGUGGAUGCUCACGAUCAGCAGCCACUCGUCUUUACGAUUACAUGGCACUGUCCCUCCUGCCGGAAAAGAUGUUAAAGGAACUGUUUGUCGGUGACAAAUUUCCACAGCUGAAUACGAUUCUGAGCACCAGUUCAGAUCCUCAGAUCCCGGCAGAAUUUAGUGAUGCACAUUUUAGGAACCUUCGUAAUUUUGCCAGGCACUGCUCUAAAAACUACUACUCUCUGAGGACAGCAUUUGUUACCUUUGACAACGACUUGAGUCGCGACGCGAUGCCUGACAAAAAAGGCAUAGUCGAACUGAUGAAAUUGAAAGUAGUCGUGUCAGGCUCAUGUGCAUGUGUAGCCUCAAUUCGAGGCUCGCAUUUGCAUAUCGCGCAUGUCGGCGACAGUGCGGCUGUCCUCGGCGUUCAAAGUGAGGAUGGUGUAUGGUCGGCGCGUAGACUCACCAAGGAUCACACAAUCGACAACCAGGAAGAAGAACAGCGCAUUCGUAUGGAACAUCCGAAAAACGAAGCGUACACGGUACUAAAAGAUGAUCGACUCCUUGGCAUCCUCUUUCCGCUACGCGCCUUUGGUGACAUCAGGAUAGGGAAUCAUGUAUUAACGAAAGAUUUUCGUCAGAUCUUCAUCUUACAUGGCCGCUUCUCCUUUCUGGUCGCGCAGGCAAACGAGUCAGACAGCGCUUCCAACGUUCCCGAUCCUGUGCCAGAGUCUGAGUUGGCAGAAGAAAAUUGGAGUCUGGAACGGACUCCUUCCAUAUAA
Soboliphyme baturini is the source of this 1212-nucleotide messenger RNA. The record is from the annotation of a GenBank genome assembly. Lineage: Eukaryota; Metazoa; Nematoda; Enoplea; Dioctophymatida; Soboliphymatidae.